CACAGAGACGGAGCCGAACGGCCCGUCCGCCGCGCGCCGGUGCCGGUGCCGGCGGCGGCCCGGUACCGAUGCUAGCUGACCCGUGAAAGGACGUGUGAGGUCUCGUGAGGUCGGGUUACCGUUCAGCCAUGUUGCAGGAGAGCGAGCGGGGGGCGGGAGGGUGAUGGCCGGUUCCUGACACCUGCCCCCGUUACCGGUCACAAAAACAGCCGUUAGAAUACCCGAGCCAGCGGCGCCGCGGGACGAGCUCCGCCGCCGCCCCCGGGACUGACUUUGUGACUCGGUGCGGUGGGGUCUGACGGCCGUGCAGCCAUGUUGCGGGGGGUGGGGGUGGCACGCAUAACUAGCUAACGGCGGGGCUCCGCGGGCUUCGACACCCACCGACCGACACCGGGAGAGGGGCCGGGGCUCACGUCCGCUCCCCCCGGAUGCGGCGCAGCAGAAUCCCGGGCUGUGUCGCCUAGAGACGGACACGGGAGGCUGAACGAGACGGGGUCGACCGGUGAACCGAGGAUGGAUGGGUCAAUGAGAGCCAGCAGCAGCUCAGCCUGAACACCAAAUCCUCCCUCAUUUUCUCUCCUUUAACUCACUCUCCUCUUGCUUUUUCUCUAUCAUGCUCUCUUUGCUUCCAUAUGUUAAAAAACACAGUCGUCUUAUUUUAGCAACGCUGCCUUCCUCCUCCUCUCCUUCCUCCUCUUCCUUCUCACUUGCACUCUCUCUCUCUUCUGAGUUUUGACUCUCUCUCUUUUUACGAACACACACACACUGGAAAAUGAAGCGUGGGUCGAGUGUGUUGCAGCCUCCCUCUGAUGCAGCUAAACGACACACACAGCCUUCGAACACACACGUAAGGAUACACACCAGCGAUGACGCCCGCUUGCUGAGUGCGCCUGACACACGUGCCACAGGUUCCAGUCCCUUCCCAGCAGCAACCUCUCUGUUCAGCCCUGAUGUCAGUACCAAGAUGGCGUCUGACCUUCUGAUCAGGCUGUCAGAGGCCACCCAGAAGGCUCAGGUGCAUCCUGGGAGCCGUGCAGAGCCUCAGCGGCGUGAGGCGCUUCUGGAGGUUCAGGGAGGCCAGCAGGAUGAGCCUGGCCUCGCUCUGUCACCAGACGGACCUGGGGCAAGUCCUGAACCACCGUCGCUCACGCACACGCCUGAUGGCAACGCUGCUGCAGACACACUGGCUUCAGACCUGCUCAGGAAACUGGCAGAGCGUCAGGAGGUGAACUGCUUGGGCGUGAGGGUCAAAGAGGAAGAAGAGCCCGUUGAAGUUGACACAAUAGUUAUGGCCGAUCACAUCAACGACCGAACUAUCACGAAGGACGUGAAAACAUCUUCACCAAAAAUCUCCAGCUACCAUCUUUUCUCUAUGAAAACAGAAAACCAGAGUCUUAAAGGCACCAAGAUGGCUGAGCAGUUGCACACUGGAGCCAAAAUGGCGGACCAAUGUCUUCUUGGCCUGAAAUUGGAAGACACAUUUUUUACUGGAGGCUGCCAGGCUGGCUUUAAGACAGGUGAUGGUGCCAUUUCUGGAGCCAGCAAGUUUGAGAUUAAAGUUAAAAUGGAGGAUAAUGGUGUCUCUGGGCCCAACAUGGGUGAUAACCUGCUCUCUGGAGCCAAAAUGGAGGAGCAGCUUCUCUUUAAAGCAAAAAUUGCAGAGCGGCCGUUCUCCAGAGCAAAAAUGAGCGGCAUGUCCUUCUCUGGAGUCAAGACAGAAGAGUGGCCUCUUCCUGGAGCCAAGAUAGUUGACCAAGGCUUUUCAAGGACAAAGACCGAGGAGCAGCUCAUCUUUGGAGCUAAGAUGGAAGACCAGUUGACCUCUGGUGCCAAGAUGGCCGACCAGUGCCUCAGAGCUGUGCUGUGGCAGGACAUGUCCGUGAACCUGGCGUCCACAUUGUUGCACCAGCUUUCAGAGAGAGUCAGUAAAUCCAACAAUCAGCUGGUGGAGAGGAUGAGUCCACCCAUCAGAACCAGCCCUGACCCGAAGGUGAACAUGGACCCACUUCGCUCCCCUCCACUGUUGAGCUCCCAGGAACCUCCACUUGGAAGCCAAAGCAGCCUGAGCAGAGAUCCAAGCACAGGUUGCUCUUACUUCUACAGGUGUCACGUCUGUGGCUUUGAGACGGACCUCCGUGCCCUUUUCCAGAGUCACAUGACAGAACAUCGGCAGUGGGAGCGCAGCUCGUUCUCGCUGCACUGCUGCGUGUGCGACCACUCCACCAAUCAGGAGGCAGAGAUGAGGGUUCAUGCCGACACGCACGUACAGGGCGACACGGGAGUCAGCGGAGACAUGAGAUGCCCUCCUGACAUCCCUCCUGCUGCCUCUGCCGCCUCUUGUAGCGCUCUUGCAGUUGCUAUGGCAACCCAGCCCGACAAGAGCGCCUCUGAGCAUCGCUGCCGUAUCUGCCAGAGGUCGUUUCCCGGGCAACAAGAGCUUCUGGUUCACUUCCAGGGUCAUCGCCAAGGCAACCAGUACCGCUGCGACCGGUGCGGCCACCUGACCAGGACAGCCAACAAACUGGUGGAGCACGUUCGCGUGCACACGGGGGAGCGCCCGUUCACCUGCGACCUCUGCCCCUACAGCGCCAAGCGGCGGGACAGUCUGCGCCUGCACUGCAAGGUCAAACACGCCGCGCACAUGAGCGGGAACGCGGCGGACGCGCCCAGCGACGUGCACACGCACCGCUCCUACGUGCACGGAGACAAUCAGCGUUCCAACAAACACGUGCAGCGGCUGCACACUCCGCUCAGCACGCACACCGCUGCGGCCUCCUCGCUCCCUCCGCUUCACCCCUCGCUCUCUGACCGGGCGGGAUGGAAGGAUCUGUCUCCUCUCCUGCCCAUCACCACACUCAUCUCUCUGAAACCACGCCCUUCCUCAUCUUCCUCCUCUUCCCCCUCCUCCUCCUCCACCCAGCACUUAUUUCUCAGCUACCUUGGUCUGACAACUUCAUAAGUGCUUCUUGUGUUUCUCUUCUCUUCUGAUCACUCUCCUCCUCUACUUUCUCUCCCCUCCUUUCUUCACAGUCCCCUCAUGUUGACUUUCUCCUCAUCCUCUCAUUUCCUUUCCUUCUCUCUCCUUCCCUCAUGCAUUGUCUCCUCCCCUACUCCUGUUCCUGUCUUCUCUUCUCAUUCCCUCUCUCCCCGCCCUUGUUUCCUCUCCUAUCCAUUCUCUGGACAUUUGAAGCGAUGGAUGUAAAGCUCUGUAAUGUAUCCGACGUACUGUCACUCAACACUAUGAGAAUGUCAGCUACUGUUAUGCUCAAUGCACUGAAAACACACAGAUAAGGAACGUUUUAAAUUUAUUGAACUUUUGCAUCAUGCUCGUGAUUUUUGCUGCAUUCCUGCCUGCUUCAGCUUCUCAUAUAAUCACUGAACUCUUAUCUAUUUAUCUGUGUGACAUAUUUAUUGCCUGUAUCUCUUGUCCUUCAGAAGCUCUAAACUCAAAAAAAAUCUCCAUGCACAAAAAUAGAAAAUGAAAAUUUAAUUAAGUAAUUCUGUCACUAGUAAACGGCUUAAUUUUGUCUCCUGAACAUUAUUUGACCAAGCAGAUGUAAAGACCAAGCCAACAUGUUUUGUGGAUGUUUAAUGGAAAUCCAUUACCUUUACUGAAGGUUUGACAAAGAUUAGUUUUGCAAAUGUUUGGUCAUAUACAAAUAUUUGGGUGAAAUUAAACUAAAGCUGUGACUGUAAACAAAUUUGUCCUUUAGUGUUUGAAACAAGGACAUUUGUAUGUUUUGAUAAGAUAAUUGUUAAUUGUUAAUAAGAAACUUUCUAUGACAAGAAUUAAGAUAGACCUUUAUUCGUCCCACUAUGGAGAAAUUUCCAUGUUACAUGUCCAUCACAAGGUUAUGGUUUAAAAAAUAACCUUAUAAAUAGAAACCACAUAAAAACAACUAUAUCAAACUUGUUUUAUAUUUUUCUUGAAACCUGAUGAAUCUGUAAAAUAGUUGCUGGUUACGUUAAACCAUUUUAGUUUAGUACCUAUGAUUCAAAGUGAUACUAGCUUCGCUGCUGUUUCUUUGAGAAUUUUUAAGUCUACGGUUUCUGGAGGACAGUGAUGAUAUUUCUAAUAUUUGUGUUAAUGUAUAUUGAUAAUGUAUUUGUGUUUACAUAACUACACGGGGUCCUACGAGUCCUAAAUGUCUUAAUUUGAAGUUGCACUAUACAGUACUUAGUUAAGACAAAAAAGAAUAAUUUUAGACACUUAAGCUUUUUUUAACACUAAUGACUAAAUCAAAAGCAUCAGUUUGUUUCUAAGUGUGUAGAAGGAAACUAAAAAAAACCACAGCAUCUUUGGUCUUAGGUCACCGUGGAGUCCUCUGAAGGGUUAGGGUUAGAAGGGUUCAGACUGAUCCAGCUGUCACUACAGACUAUAAGACUAAAAUAACUGAAAUUACUCUAAAAAAUGAGUAUUAUUCAUUAUUUUGAAUAGGCCAUGGAGGAGUCAUACGGAAAAAAGUAAAAAUGUACAAAGUUACUUCUUCUCUAAAAUGCAGUAAUUUGACACAAACAACUAAAUCAUGACCAUAUUUGUUUUCUCCAUAGCUCCUCCCAGCCUACACAGGAGCUGAAUGUGAAGCUGAUAAUUAGACAUAGCUUUGGUUUAUAAUGUGUGAAUGUUAGAAGUGAGUGAAAUCAACAAUAGAGAUGCAGAGAUUCUCAACUCGGAGAUUACCAGAAAAUAUAAGCAGAAACAGGAAAUAUAAAAAGACCAGAAACCUGAGCUUGGUUCCAGGUUGAGGGCUAGAUGUAGACUGACAGCGUCUGCUUCAAACAGUGUUGAAUAGAAUUAGAAAUAUGCUGAUUUUAGCUUGCUUCCCCACCAACAGCCCUCUCACCUGAAUGUCAGGAAGGUGAGAGGCUCCAACAUGUUCAGAGCUCAUUGCCGGUUGGAAGUUGGGCCUUUUGUUUCUGAUAAUGUCCGAUUGUCACUGCUGCACAUACACAGUCAGUUGUGUUGCUGUAACUGGAACCAUUCUCCCUCAAACAACACAGAUUUGGCAACCUUUGAUUUAGUAAUAAUUAAAAAAAGGAACAAUUACAUUUUCUUUCACAUUACAUUUGGUUUCCUAAAUUUAAAUUAAUUUAAAAUAUACAUUAUUCUGUAAGGAUGCUGUAAACAAACUUUAGUGAGAAUUACUGAUAUGCUAAAUAAAAAAAUAUUAGCAUUAAUAAACAAAAAACAUAGAGAACCUAUAAAACGCGAAGGGCUGUUAGACUGUUUCAGAGAUGGGAAAAGAUGUUUUAUUCAAUAUGUUCUAGUAAAUGAUGACAUCUCAGGAGCAUGAUAUAAGCAUAAUAUAUAACACUGCUUUGACCAAAACAGGUCUCUCUCAAGGCAAUUUGAACAAACGCCUGGUAGGUACUGGUACACAUUAUGAAGUCAGUAAACUGGGCAAUUGGUUCUAUUUGAUGCGUUCAUGUAGUGAUGAAUAGCAGCAAAGUUUUGAUAUUUUAUUUGUUUUUAUGACUCUUGCUUCUUGUGUAUGUUAUGUACUGUUUGCACUUAUUAAUUAAUUUAUCAGGAUUUUGCUUAAAUUAAAUGAGUAAAUUGUUUAUGUUAACUACAGACACAUUAGACCCCAUAACACCCCCAUUACCCCAUAACACAGUGAGUUUCAGCUUGUUUCUAAACCCAGAAUAUGAUUUCAAGUUAUUCUGAAAUGAUGGUAUGGAUCACUUAUGAGAUGUAAGUUCACUUUUUAAAAUAAAAUAAUUUUGCACGAGUAGUAGAAGAACAUCAGCAACAGAAGUAAUGUGUUUUGAAUGUGACCUUAUUAAGAGAUACAGAACCAAGGAGGUAGAACUGACUGAAAACUAACCCUGAAACACCUACAAACAGAGCAACUAGAAGAGAAAAGGCUUCACAGGAUGUGUCUCUAAUCAGUGGUGCUAGACUCUGCAUAGCCUGAAAACCGAUGUCUGCCUGCACGUUACAUCUUAGUUUAUUUGCAUAAAAAACAUAAACAAGCAUGAAAAACUUCCCACUCUUUUAGAUUUAUAUGUUAUUGUCUCUUUAUCUUCUUCAUUGAGUUUAUUUUAUCUACUGUAUCCUGUUACGGUUUGCUGCUGCAAUGAUCAAUAAAGUUUUUCCUUGAUCUGA
Molecule: messenger RNA, 6109 nt
Organism: Betta splendens (Siamese fighting fish)
Lineage: Eukaryota; Metazoa; Chordata; Actinopteri; Anabantiformes; Osphronemidae
Product: zinc finger protein 827-like
Exons: 9
Coding region: 773-2959 (728 amino acids)
Biological process (GO): regulation of transcription by RNA polymerase II
Cellular component (GO): nucleus
Molecular function (GO): DNA-binding transcription factor activity, RNA polymerase II-specific; RNA polymerase II transcription regulatory region sequence-specific DNA binding
Source: RefSeq, a predicted model, not a curated record